Molecule: messenger RNA, 3902 nt
Organism: Fopius arisanus
Lineage: Eukaryota; Metazoa; Arthropoda; Insecta; Hymenoptera; Braconidae
Exons: 2
Coding region: 143-3754 (1203 amino acids)
Source: RefSeq, a predicted model, not a curated record
GCCGUUUUCAUGUCAAAACGGUUGGAACGGGAAAAUUACUGGAAAUUCGUGAUAAAUAACUCUGACUUGAGAGGGCAAUUAAACCCUCUAGAAGAUUUCAUCACCGCCUACAAAUGCUAGAGGUUGAUCCCCUAGUGCUACGAUGUCGACUCCCAGUGAGAACACGUACGGAAACCUCCAGAUGGAAGAGCGUUACAAGAAACUGGAGCGAACGCUGAAGAUCCUGAUGAUGCAGCAGAAAAAAUCCUGUGAGAAUCCCUCGGAGCCGACGUGGCCUAGUGUUUCCAGCAUCGCUGGGGAUCCCCUGGACACGAGCUGCCCAGGAUUUUCCUCACAGUCGUCUCAACUGGGGAGUGAUGUCCUGGCCUCGAGCAGGGAUAUGCAAAAAAUGAUCCAGAAUCGUUCAAAUCCCCUGAAGCUACCCCAGGGAAUGACAACCUCAAGCGUCAAAAGGUUCUCCGCAAAUUUCCAACAGGAGAAAGCACUGAUGCCUCCACCCAAGAGCAUCGGAAUUCUCGCCCACUCCUCCAGGAGGAAUUCCUUGGCAAGAUCUCACUCGAAAAUCCCACUCCAGGGUUUGGGGAUGGAACACGGAUCCGCCCAGAGUGUCAUCUCCUCGAUAAAGUGCUCAUCCUCGGAAAAAGACAUCUCCAGGAUAGAAUUCGAGAAGGAGAACUGCCGAGACCGACCUGAUGUCGAGGUGAAACCAGACAGAAUCUUCUCUAAAUGGAGGCCAGUUCUCAACGACAAGGGCCAGCUCAUCAUCAAGGGCACCCUGGAGUGUGGAAAAAUCGCUCGAAGUAAACCAGUUAUCCGGAGACUGACGUCAGUCUCGGUUCAAUCUGUCUUCAAUCACAUCUACCACCUCCGUGGGAAUAUCUUCGAUGAGAGACGCGAACUCCCAGAAUUUAUCAGAGGGAAAUUCUACAAUGGAUUCCCUGACGAUUGGGAGAACGUCUAUCAAGUGUGGAGUAAUUUCAUCGUUGGGGGGUGUAACGAGAAUUUUCGCUGGCCAACACCAAUCACUGAUAGUGAUGACGACCUGAAGAGUGAGAUCACUGAUGUCACUGAUUUUCGUAAAGCGCGGAAACGACUGGCAUCAACUAGAGCCACUGGGGAUCCCGAGGAUAAUAUUCAGAGGAGCCCUAAGAAAAGUUUUUCAAUGAAAAACCGAAUGGACAAAAGGCCUGAGGAAAUCCUUAGGGAGAGCAAUCAAUUGAGUCCUAGGAGGCAACUGAAUUCCAACAGACAAGAUCGAUCCCUUGAGGGAAUACAAGAGAAUAAAAUACCCUUCACCACCAGAAGAGGUCUCGAUUUCAGUAGAGGGCCUCCUGGAGGAUUAGCAGAUAUCAGGAAUCCCUCGAUACAGGAUGAACACAAUAAAAGCUGUUGUUGUUCGAAAGUAUCGAAUUCCAAGGGCUACCUGGAGGAACCCAACGACACGAUCGAAAAUUUCAUGGAGAAGAUAAGAUCCCAGCAGAUGAACAGCUCAGCAGUUUCAGUGACUCCAUCCUUUGGAAGGCUGUCCAUGACGUCUCUCAGGGACAUAAUCCACGAGGACAAACUCAAGAUCAUUUUGGAGAACCUGACAAGCAGAAAGUGCUCUAUAACGUACAUCGACAAGAUGAUCGAGAUGUUUGAUUGCCUGAAAUACGUCGUAUCGUACCAGCCAGACGACGGAAUCGAUCCUCUAGGUCAACAGCCCCCGGAGACAUGUAUCCGCCAAGAAACUGUAGUUCAGCCCCAAACGACGCCCAACAUUCAGAAAUCCAUGCCACCCCAAGAUGUCCAAGAGACUCAUCACCAAAAACGAAACUCUUUUUUGAGGAGAAAGCUGUCACGAGAGGAUUACGACAGUUCCGAUGGUGGGGAGGUCUCCGUCGAGAAUGACCGUCGACUGAAAGUGCCUUUGAAGCACCAAGAGAAGCCCCUGGACCAGCUGAGGUCAACGGAGAAGAGGCGACACCCCGAGUCGACUGCCAUUCAGAAUGAAGACGAGAUCGCUCCAAUGAACAAGUUCUCGUGUCCUCAACCUUCUUCUAAAGGCAGUGAGUCAAAAUCUCAGAGGAAGACGUGGAAAGUGCCUCAACAGCCUCUCGUCAACUACGACUCAUGUGUAAGCCUGACUGAGGACGAACGAAGGCCUUCCAAGUCCCAUCGCUUCCUGAGACCCAGGGAACAUACCCCUUUGAAGACUCGAGGACUCCAACCUGCCAAUUACGACUCCAGUGUGAGUUUUACAGAGGACGAAUUCGGGGACGAUUUCCAAAGGGCUGAGGUCAAAAGGCAGAUUCUCCAAGAGGCCAAUGCCAAAGUCCUCAAGUCCCCGGAUGGUUGCAUCAAGCAAUGUUUCCUGGAAGGAAAUCACAGGAAUUCACGAACUAUUCCUGAGAAAAAGAAAGAGGAGGUGAGGCAGGAAGAGCCUGGUGAGAACAAAGAGAACCAAAUGACCCCUGGGCCUUCUCGUGAUGAUGAGGAUGCCUCCCAGAAAGUUAACGAAGAAAUUGAUAGAAUAUCCCUGGAGAGGACUUCCCCAGAGAAGAAAAAGAAGAAACCGACUGUUGUGAAUGUUGAGAAGGUGAACAUAAUACUUCCCCAGGCUCCAGUGCGAUCGGUUUCUGAAGGUUCCAUUAAAGAAACCUCCAAGGACAAUGCUCUGAAGGUCACGUCUGGAGAAGUUGAGGAGAAGAAUUUGAGAGUGGAGUUGGAGGAGAAGAAAUCGAGAAAAAGCAGAGAAUCGACGAAAAAGGGGGAAUUUGGAACAGAUUCAAACCCAAAGCCCCUCACAGCGUGGGUCCCCAAACUCCUGAAGAGACCAGGAAGUAAUUACGGCCUCAUUUUCGAGGGGAAGCUCCUCAACGAGGCUGGACACAUUGCGAGCAGGAGAUUCUCCACAGAUUUUGUCGUUAAACGAGUGAGCCCCCAGGUUAUAGAGACCGAAGGGCAUGAGUUCUAUCAGCUGAUUGGGGAGCUUAGCGAUACGAAGCACACGGUUCCCAAGGAGAUCCAGAAGAUGUGCCUCAAGGGGUGCCCCGGUAGGAUCAACCAGUUCUGCGAGAAAUGGAGGAAAUUGGUAGAAGAGACCAGCCCUGAGAAGGAGAAUGAUCACAACACGAGUAUUGAUAUGAUUGGAGUCCCCACGAGCUCCAGGGGGAGGAGGAUCCUGCCUCCUCUGUGCUACUGGACUGGGGAAAGGAUUACCCUGAAGGACGAAACCCCUGUGUACAGCGCUGGUAACACCCAGGAGUCCUCGAUUCCUUCCUCCAUGGAGAUGUCCUUCAGGAAGGACGUGUCUCAGGAUUCCUCCAGGAGGAGGGAGACCAGUGCCAAGGACACUACUGUCAGUCCAGUUCUCAACAAUACUAACACCCGUAAAAGUGCGAGGAAGGAGGAGAUUCAGGGCUUAUCGAGAUCUGUGGACCGAGUGGCUAAGGGGAAGAAAAGUCCAGGGGCUCUAGAACAUGUGAAGACCUUGAGGUCCACCAGCAAGAGAAGACUCGCCAGGGAUUUGGAGAGGGACUCUAGUGAUGCGGAGGAGGUGGAGAGGGAGACCAGGACGAAGAGGAGGAAAAGCAGGAAGGCGGAGGGCACCUCUCCUCUGAAGGAAAAGGAGGAGCCCAGGAAGAAUCGGGAUAAUGCCAGGAGCAAUCGUCCUGAAAAUAAGGGAACAAACUCAGGACUGACCUGCACUUAUCGAAUCAAUGUGCCUUUUCGAGAUGAUGUACUCUCUGAUGAUCAAUUAUCUACAAUGUAAAUCUUUGGGAAUUUAAUUCUUUAUGUUUUUUCAAUUUAAGACAUAUUUGAGGUGUCCAUUGGCAAAUUGAAUUGUUAUUUUUCUAUGUUUUCUAUUUUUGGAGAUAAUGUAUGGAUAAUUCAAGAGUAAUGCAUAUUUGAAUCUGUGA